Molecule: messenger RNA, 1503 nt
Organism: Funneliformis geosporum
Lineage: Eukaryota; Fungi; Glomeromycota; Glomeromycetes; Glomerales; Glomeraceae
Source: the annotation of a GenBank genome assembly
AUGUCAUUAUUUUCGUUAUUUUGUAUCAUUCUAGUUGAUCCUCUUACGAGUUCUUUCCCAGUUGAUAUUGGCAAAACAAACUCUAUUGAUGUUAAUUGUCUUCUAAUCUCUGAUGACGAGCUUACCAUUAGCAAUCUUAAAAGACUAAUAUAUAAUAAAAAAUCGCAGUUCUUUGGCGAAGUUGUUGAUAUCGAUGAUCUGACGCUAUGGAAAGUUAGCAUACCUACCAGAGAAAAAAAUGGCAAAUAUGAUAAACUUAAGGAGAAUCCUUAUGUAGAAAUUGUUAAAGAAAUGGGAGGAGAGCAUCCAUAUAAUCAUGCAACCAUUACUGCCCGUCUUAAACAGUCAAUUUCCGAACUCGGUUCUCAAAAAAAGAGGGCGCAUAAACUUGUGAGAAUCGAAAGACCUGUAGAUGUCUUAAGAAAUUUUUAUGUUCCAUUUGAUGUUCUGGAGACAUUUUCAAUCUGGAAAAUCAUCAACUCUACAUUAUUUGAAUGGCAUCAAGGAGAAUUAUUUUUAUAUACAUUCUUCAAAGUUAGCGAUAGGAUCCCUUCAUGGGAGCAGAUAGUAAUCAUGAUUGAUGAAUUUGACCGAUUUUUACUUAACCAAUACCAAAAUACUGUGGAUACAAUCAAUCAGAUGAGAGAACUAAUCAAAUUUGUAAAUGAUAGAGAAGCAGAAGGAAUCAAAUCGAUUGAUUUUGUGGGCAGUUUUUCAAUUACUACAAUGCUUGAAGACGGAAAUUUACAAAUUAAAAGUGUCAUUGAAAUGUCAUCACAGGAGUUAUCACAGAAGUCAUCACAGGAAUUGCCACAGAAUAAGAAACAGAUCCAUUCCCACCUUCAAAAACCAGUAGGAGUUCUAUCACCAUUAAAUUCAGUAAAAAUCAUUGAGGCAUCAGAUUUACCAAAGGACAACACCUGUACUAAUGGUUACGCUAGAUUAGAAGGCCUUCUUGCAUCCUUGUGCAUUAAAUAUGCUAGCAAUAAGGAAAUCCUGGACUUUAAUAAGUGGAAUGAUCGGUUUACAGAAUUUAUUCAUAAUCUUACAAAAAAAAGAUUAGUGCGGCAUCUUUUAGAGCAUUUUUUACAAAGAGGAACUUUAUCAUUAUCAGAAAUUGUUGAUGAUAAUUUAAUUGCCAUUGUACAUUUGCGUGCAAUUGGUAUUAUUAAGAGUCAGGACAACUAUUUUGAGUUUACUUCUAAUAUCAUCCUCGAUCUAUUAUUAAGCAUUUAUUAUCCUGUCUAUGAUAGAAAAGCUCUGGUAAGAAUCCCAGUUAUUAACUCACCUCUAGACUUCUUGAAAACAGUUUUGAACCUUUUAAAGUACAUUCAUUAUGAUGUAAUUUUUGAUCCCUUAGCCACAAACCAACACUCUUUUUCUGAACCAGUUAUUCAAGGAGAACUUUAUGCUUUACUACGUAUGAUUGUAUUAUAUCUAGUAUAUAAGAUUUUUCAUAAAACUAGAACUUUGAAAAAAUCUGAAAAAAAAUGCGACAUCUGA